AUGGCUGAAUCCACGAUCUUACCAACCGAGCUUGAAUGGUACAUAUUUCGUCUGGCCGCAUACAACGCCAGUGAUCUAAGCGGCAUCCGUGUGCUCAUGCAGGUUGCCUGGCGGGUUAAAAAUUGGACCGAGCCACUGCUCUACCGCGUAUUUGCAAUCGGAUACAGCCCCGCCAAUGCGCGCUAUAUCGCCCCCAGCAUCCCUGUCCUGGACUUCUUUGCCUUCACCCGCCUUGUGCAGGACAAGGGCCCGGCGUGGUUUGCGCAGACGGUGGAAGACCUGCUCCUGAUAAAUCUACAUCCAGGACCGACGGCGGAGGUCCUCGCAGCAUGCACGGGUGUCCGCCGUCUCACCGUUUCCACACUCCGCCCUCGCCGUGAUGACCCCGCCGUUCCCUUCGAAAGCGCCCUCGCCGCGCUCACACGCCUGGAGGUCUUCCACGGGCGCCUCGACCAUUUUUUCGACGUGCUAGCAUUGGGCUUCCACAUCGCGGACCAGCUGUGCCUUGCGCAUCUCACCCACGCCGAGCUCGUGGAUACCCCGAGCGCCGGCCGGCCGCCGGUCGACAGGGACCGGCUCUGGCGGGCGGUCCUCGCACUGCCGUCUCUCACGCAUCUCGCCUGCUCGACCGCGCACUGGGCUGCCCUGUCGGCCGACUCGGCCGACGCCGUCGUCGCGGCGCUGCACCCGGCGGGGCGGCUGCACGCCUUUGUGUUGAUCCGCUACAGCCCCGGUACAGUCCCGCGAGUCAGCGCCGCGCUCCGGCAGCGCGCGGGCUUCGUGUUGUUCAUCCACGGUAUUGGAUAUUGGGCGCAGGACUGGAGUAACGGCGCGAGCCUGCACGAGGAGGGCGACUUUUGGACGCAAGCGGACGAGUUCAUCCGGAAGCGCACUGCGGCAGCGGGUGGUGACAACGGAGAUACCUAUGCCCUGCAUACACCCCAUCCAAUACCAAACCUGGACCAGGACUGGGGGAAAAUAAUAGAGUCCUAA
Mycena indigotica is the source of this 993-nucleotide messenger RNA. RefSeq lists its product as uncharacterized. Bases 1 to 993 code for a protein of 330 amino acids. NCBI's taxonomy places the organism in Eukaryota, Fungi, Basidiomycota, Agaricomycetes, Agaricales, Mycenaceae. The transcript is spliced from 3 exons. The record is from RefSeq and is a predicted model, not a curated record.